Messenger RNA from Drosophila busckii, 626 nucleotides. Its product is annotated as coiled-coil-helix-coiled-coil-helix domain-containing protein 10, mitochondrial-like. The transcript has a single exon. Gene Ontology annotation, cellular component: mitochondrion; nucleus. The record is from RefSeq and is a predicted model, not a curated record. NCBI's taxonomy places the organism in Eukaryota, Metazoa, Arthropoda, Insecta, Diptera, Drosophilidae. Gene Ontology annotation, biological process: mitochondrion organization. Bases 96 to 560 code for a protein of 154 amino acids.
UUUCCUAAAGCUUUCACAAUAUUUGGUACUGAAAUUAAGCACAACCCAACCUCAAAUCACAGUUUCUUCAUUUAUUUAACUGAUUCGAAACCGAAAUGCCGCGUCAACGUUCAGGUAAUGCUGCGCCAAGAAGCGCCUCUGCCUCGCGUAGCUUCAGCAGCACGCGCAGUACCAAAAGCAACUUGCCCACAGUGCAGCCUAAUAAGACACCAGCGCCCGCUCCACCUCCAGCAACUAGCACGGGACGUAAGACUGGAGAUAUUAUGAAAGAUAUGGCUGCCACAGCGGCAGGUGUUGCCGUUGGCUCGGCCGUGGGUCAUGCUGUGGGCGCGGGCAUCACUGGUGCCUUCAGUCGCGGUGGCGGACAGGCAGCCGAGGCGGCACCUCAAGCUGCAGCGCAGCCGGCGCAACAGCACCCACGCAGCGAACUUGUCGAAGAAGGUCCAUGUGCCUACGAAAUACGACAGUUUCUCAAAUGCAGCGAGGAGAAUAGCGACCUGAGCGCUUGUCAGGGUUUCAAUGAGGCUAUGAAGCAAUGCCGACAACGUUACAAUAUUUAAAUUAUGAGCGGCGUAAAAAUUAUAUCAAAUCAAUACACUAUUUGACGGCAUUUAAUGUAUUGCGUU